AUGUGGAGCACUUGGUUAAAAUCAAGACCUCACCUCAGAAAAGGAGCUUGGAUUGCAUUAGGGAAUGGUAAGACAACUUCAAUCUGGAGUGACCCUUGGCUUGCAGGUUCCACCAAGCUUUCACCCACUGCUUCAUUUGCUUCUGACAAAGAUAGACUUCACAAAGUCAGUGACCUGCUCUCCUCAGAAGGGGGGUCUUGGGACUCUGACCUGAUUGCCCAGACCUUCACACCUGCAGAAGCUCAACUUAUAAUGGCUACCCCUUUGCCCAGACAUGAUCAGAGAGACUCUAUCAGAUGGAUCCACCACAAGCAAGGAAUUUUCACACAGCGGUUGCUCUUUCUGUUCUCUUUACUUUUGCUCCCGCCGUGGAUCACCGCAUCAGAAACUCAGUUCAAGUUGGACGGCAAAGUGUUGGAGCUCGACGAGUCCAAUUUCGACGCCGCGAUUUCGAAUUUUGAUUAUAUUGUUGUCGAUUUCUAUGCCCCGUGGUGUGGCCACUGCAAGCGCCUCGCGCCUGAGUUAGAUAAGGCGGCCCCGGUUCUUGCUGGAUUAAAGGAACCUAUGGUAGUUGCAAAGGUAGAUGCAGACAAGUACAAAAAGCUUGCUUCUAAGCAUGAUGUUGAUGCAUAUCCAACUCUAAAGAUUUUUAUUCGUGGAGUCCCUACGGAGUAUUAUGGACCUAGGAAAGCCGAUUUGCUUGUUCGGUUUCUGUCGAAAUUUGUUGCUCCUGAUGUUUCUGUUCUAAGUUCCGAUUCUUCCGUGUGGGACUUUGUCGAAGCAGCUGGCACAAAUUUUCCAAUCUUCUUGGGAUUUGGGUUAAACGAGUCUGUUUUGUCGAAUUUGGCUGUAAAGUAUAAGAAGAAAGCAUGGUUUUCUGUUGCUAAUGGCUUCUCAGAGGAUAUCAUGUCCGCGUAUGAUUUUGAUAAGGUGCCUGCUCUGGUUGGGAUUCAGCCUGCCUACAAAGAACAAAGCAUAUUUUAUGGGCCAUUUGAAGAAAAUUUUCUUGAAGAUUACAUAAAACAAAGUUUGUUGCCUCUGGUAUUACCUAUAAAUCGAGACUCGUCAAAGCUGCUUAAAGAUGACGAGAGGAAAGUUGCUCUUACUAUCUUGGAGGAUGUAUUGGACGAAAGAUCCGAGAGACUAAUAAAAGUUUUAAAAUCCGCUGCCUCUGCAAAUCGUGACUUGAUAUUUGGUUAUGUCGGGUUUAAGCAGUGGGAGGAUUUUGUCGAGUCAUUUGAAGUUAACAAGAAAACUCAGCUCCCGAAGAUGGUUGUAUGGGAUGGUGAGAAGGAUUAUUAUAAUGUUAUUGGUUCGGAUAGCAUAGAUGAAACGGAUAUGGGCAAUCAGAUCUCAAAACUUUUAGAAGCCUAUAGAGAAGGAAAUGUGAUUCAAAAACGCGUUUCGGGCCCAACUUUGAUGGCAUUCAUAGCCUCAAACUUAGUUGUGAGGAUUUUCCUAAUUAUACUUUUCUUUAUAUUGGUGAUGAUAUUGAUUUUGGUGACGAUGAAAGAUGAACCUUUGGCUGUCGGCAAGCGUGACAUGGCUGAAGAUAGGACCUCUGCCUCUCAAACUGAAGCCAGAGAAAAAGAGGACUGA
This is a messenger RNA of Striga hermonthica, 1599 nucleotides long. The record is from the annotation of a GenBank genome assembly. NCBI's taxonomy places the organism in Eukaryota, Viridiplantae, Streptophyta, Magnoliopsida, Lamiales, Orobanchaceae.